AUGCGCCCUGCUGUUGCCAUCGCCAUCAUUCUUCUCGCUUUUGUUACUAUCGCAUAUAAAUUCUACGGGAUUCGUUAUGUCGACACCACGACCGCUAUACCUGAGGAACUCUACCCCUCCGAACAUGCCUCACUCUCCAAGACACCUCCUCACAAAGGGAGUGAGGAUAGCAAACAUGAUUCCCAACCUUCUCAUCCUUCAGUAUCUCCCCCGAAAGGGAAUCCCUCAGCUACAGGGAAAGAUUGGGACCCCAGUGAGACGUACCAUGAAGUGUUUUCCGUGUCUACUAAAGACAAGAAGUUCUUUUAUCUCCAAUUCGGGGAUCAGAGGGGAAUCAAUCCCAAUAUCAUCCCACAUCCUACAGAAAACGACACUUGGAUCAUGGUCUCGCAGUGGCAUAAUGACCGCAUCCGGGAUGGGGCUUACUCCUUUUUCUUCUCCCAGAUAGCCUGCAAUGCUGUGUUCGAAGAUGGAAAGUUGGUAUGCAAUAGUGUUGUAACCAACUUGCCCAUCGCGGCCACGACUGGACCACAUGAACUCUGUGCAGAUCCGGACAAAGUCCCUGCAUAUUUUGGCUUGAGCCUUGGAUCUCACGAUGCGAGGUUAUUUUACGGUCCUGAAACACCGUAUGUUUUGUACGGCUCAAUCUCAAUGUAUACAUGCUUUUCGCAAUGGAUGCUGGAUUUUAGGAUCUUGGUGGAUUGGCCCUGGAAUAUGGCGGAGCUUAAGGAAGCCUAUUCGAACCCAUGGCCUUUUCGAGAAGCGACGGAGAUUGAGAGACCACCGCCCUUUGGCAUCAUCGAGAAGAACUGGUUCGUCUUUUGGGAUUCCAAGGAUGAGAUGUAUAUGCACAUGGACAUCGCACCCAAACGAAGCUUUGCCAAGUUCGACAUGGAUGGGAAGAUGGGGAAGAAUCUAGAACCCAUGGCCUUCUCGACGGAUGAGAGGUGUAUCGACGAACUCAUGCCAAAAGCCCCCCGCGCCGAAGAGCAUCUAGAGGACAUCCACCAAGCCACCAACUCCCUCAAAAUCACCCUCUGCGUCCGCGCCGACCCGGACUGCAAACCCGACGACACCAAUACAUUCAUCAUGGCCAUCUUCCACCACAAGACCUUUUUCGACUGGCACGGCGUCUACGACCCGUUCGUCCUCCUCUUUCAACAAUCACCCCCCUUCGCCAUCCACGGCGUCUCGCAGAAACCCAUCUGGUUCCAUGGCAGAGGCGGGCCGGGCGAGGGGAGAAAACCGGAUUUUAGACCGGAUGAUAUGCCGUGGAAUCAGACGCAGAUGCUGUUCACGACCAGUAUCUCGUGGAAACAGCAGGGGUUGACGUAUCAUGGGUAUCUGGAUGAUGUGAUGUUUGUGGGUUUUGGGGUGGAGGAUCGGGAUACCGCUGCGAUUGAUGUUAUGGCGGGGGAUCUGUUGGGGGGGAUGGCGCUUUGUGGGAGUUUGAUUGAUUGA
This is a messenger RNA of Hymenoscyphus albidus, 1461 nucleotides long. NCBI's taxonomy places the organism in Eukaryota, Fungi, Ascomycota, Leotiomycetes, Helotiales, Helotiaceae. The record is from the annotation of a GenBank genome assembly.